AUGCCAGCUGGCCUGGAAAUUGACUAUGACCAAGAUCUUAAUGGUACCAUGGCGCCUUAUGCCCAGCAAGUCCUCAUAUCCACUGGACAGCGAGAUUGGCGAAGCCGAAUAGAAGAGGAUGGACAAGACCAGGGCUGGGGUAUACUGGGCAGCAGACUGAAGAAACUCAUGUUUCGGACAGGGAAAUUUGCCGACCCCUACAAUAACAUAGUUAUUACAAAUUCCUCCUUUACACCUUUGGCCGGGGUGUCGGAUAAAUCUUAUGCUUCCGCUCUACUCUUUCCAAGCUUCAAGUACAUCCCUGAUAUUCCACUUGACGACGAUGGCUUGGAUCGAUUCGUUCGCGCGUUCCUUCUCCCAUUAAACCCCCAUAAGGCACACGAAAUUCUACCCGCUGAUAAAUUGGAAGCGAUGAAAAGAGUUCCGGAUCUCCAACCUACAUUUGAAUCUAUGAAGAGUAUAGAUCAUUCACCUACGAUUUUGAUUUGUGGCCACGGAGGGCGAGACCAACGGUGUGGAGUUAUGGGUCCUUUGCUGGAGUCCGAGUUUAGCAGGAUAUUGAAAGAUGAAGGUUAUACUGUUGGAAAUACCCCGGUCGAUAGGAUAAAUCAUGCGAACGUUGGCUUGAUAAGUCAUAUCGGUGGUCAUAAAUAUGCUGGCAAUGUUAUUAUAUAUAUUCCCCCAUCUCUAAGGUCUAACUCAGGGGAUGUCAAUACAUUGGCUGGGAAGGCUAUAUGGUAUGGUAGGGUAGAGCCGAAACAUGUACAGGGAAUCAUAAGAGAGACGGUUUUGAAUGGCCGCGUGAUAAAGGACCAUUUCCGUGGGGGUAUAGAUGGAGAUGGUACAGUGCUACGUCUAUAGAUAUGUUCUAGAUUUUAUGUGUAUA
Nannizzia gypsea CBS 118893 is the source of this 886-nucleotide messenger RNA. Its product is annotated as sucrose cleavage family protein. The record is from RefSeq and is a predicted model, not a curated record. Lineage: Eukaryota; Fungi; Ascomycota; Eurotiomycetes; Onygenales; Arthrodermataceae. Bases 1 to 861 code for a protein of 286 amino acids. The transcript is spliced from 2 exons.